Molecule: messenger RNA, 1463 nt
Organism: Oncorhynchus tshawytscha (Chinook salmon)
Lineage: Eukaryota; Metazoa; Chordata; Actinopteri; Salmoniformes; Salmonidae
Product: chromatin complexes subunit BAP18
Exons: 6
Coding region: 253-858 (201 amino acids)
Cellular component (GO): MLL1 complex; NURF complex
Source: RefSeq, a predicted model, not a curated record
CAGCAACUAUAACUAGCAAAUAUUUUUGAAAUAGCUAAAUGUAGUUUGCGAACGAAAAAGUUACACUUUGUUAAGUCAUUAGUCUAUGUGUCUCUGUCUGUCGUGUUAAUUGUUGAAACGCUAAAUGUACCGCCUUCUAUGGUAGAUAGACACCUCCUUACUAACGUUAGCUUUCUAAGAUAUUGUUGUUGAGUGGGAUAGGAAUCUAGCUAAGUUAGCAGGCUUUCCAGGUGGAGUCAGCAGCAGCACAAAAUGACUUCCGCCUCUACUAAGGUGGGAGAGAUCUUCUCAGCUGCAGGAGCUGCCUUCACCAAGCUGGGUGAGCUUACCAUGCAGCUGCAUCCAGUAGCUGACUCCAGCCCUGCAGGAGCCAAAUGGACAGAGACGGAGAUCGAGAUAUUGCGUUCAGCUGUGCAGCAUUUCGGUGAUGAUCUGAACAGCAUCAGCUCUGUGAUUAAGGAGCGCACUGUAGCCCAGAUAAAGACAACAGUGAAGAGGAAACUGUAUGAGGACAGCAGGAUGCCCCUCUCCUCAGACUCUCCCAAAAAGACCACCAAGAAGACCAUGGCAGCCGCACCAGCAGCCUUGGCCCCCACAGUAAUUGCUGUGCCCAACUCACAGGUUGUCCUGACAACAGGGCUUCAGAGCGCCUCCCCUAUGCCCCCUGCCAUCAAGAAACAGAAAACCGCAGAUGUGACGCUCAGUGCUCUGAAUGACUUGGAUGUGAACAGCGACCUGGUGGACAUUGAGGGACUGGGAGAUGGAUCCAACACCAAGCUCAAUUUCGAUCAAGAGAGCCUCAACCUGGACUCCAGCCUCAUCAUGAACUCCAGUGACUUGCCCCUCCUGUCUCGCUGACCUCUAACCCCACUGUACCCAUGGGUUGGAAAACCUGGGUCCCUCUAUCACCAGAAAGCAGAUUAAUUGGUAUCCUUGUUAGAGCUAUUUUGGACAGAUUUUAGCAGAUUAAUUUUUAUGAACAGACCCCCCACGACAUGUUCUUGAACAGACUUUGAAGUACGUUUUCUCUGUUUGGUAGGUGUGGCUUGAAGCAAUGAGUGAAUAUUUAAAGGGCAGCAGGGUGUUCCACAACCCAGUUCCCUCCCUGUUUUUUCAACUGGUUGUUCAGAACACUACCGUUUUUGUUGCUUUAAGUAUUUUCUUGUACUGAAUGCAGCCAUCGGGCAAAUUCUGUUGAAAAAAAAAUCUUGAAAGCAAACAAAAUGAAACCAGGAGGGACUUACCAGAAUCAGUCCAAUAGAAACUCUUAUUUAGCUCUGUUUACUUCCGCUGGGUUAUUAUACGGUUUCCGUAAUGGAGUGAGUGUACAUGCUGUGUACCACGGGUUGAUAUAUUUAUAAAGACAAGAUAUAGGCUAGCCAAGUAUUAUUUACUGUUGUUCAAACAAUGGUUGUGCAUGACAUGAUUCCUUUUUAUGCUGUUUAGUAAAAUGUAACAUUUUU